GUCACAGCUGCGCCAUCAUAGCUGUUGUUUUGCGAUUACUAAUCAUUGCGCAAGGUCAAAGCAAGAUUUGCACAUUAUUUUUGUUUUUGAUUUGUGAGGGUGACUUUGAAUUUGAACUUUGGAUAAGGUGGUACGUUUAUAAAUUAUUGCAAAAAAAAAUAUUUUUCACUUAGAAUAAGAAACUGUAUGAGCUCGGCUCCAGUUCUGAUGCAAACUGAAAUUUGAAGUGACUGUUCUCUGUCAGCAUUGUUUGUGAAUUCAAGGUCUGCAGCACUCGCGUCUCGCCAUGGACUCUGACGGCGACAUCCAGUACGAUGAGGACUCUGCUGACGACGACAUGGUGUACGACAAUGACUCGGGAAACGAGUCGAGCGGCGACGAGGUUGACUUUGACGAGCACCGUCCGGGCCCGUCGACGGCCCACGAGGUGGAGCUCGCCGCCGAAGACGCACCGUUUCAGGUGCUCUCCGUACAGGAGAUUGUCGACUUCAUGGUGGUCGAGAUCAAUGAGGUCAACGAGGUAGCCCAGCUGCCGCGGACCACCAUCCGUAUACUGCUGAAUCACUUCAACUGGGACAAGGAGAAGCUGCUAGAGCGUCUGUACGACACGGACCAGGAGCAGCUAUUCCUCGAGGCGCACGUGGUCAGCCCUCACAUCACGGGCACCGCCUCGCAGGCGCCCAGGGUGAACAGCAGGGUGGGAGCCGUGCCCACCGAGGAGUGCGAGAUCUGCCUCACCGUCCGGCCGUCCGCGGAGAUGUCGGGCCUGGCCUGCGGCCACCGGUUCUGCGCCGCCUGCUGGUGUGAGUACCUCACCACCAAGGUCAUGGACGACGGCGUGGGACAGACCAUCUCCUGCGCCGCACACGGCUGUGACAUCCUGGUCGACGACGAGACGGUGCUGCGGCUGGUGUCGGAGCCGCGCGUACUCGCCCGCUACCAGCACCUCAUCACAAACAGCUUCGUCGAGUGUAACCGGUACCUGUGCUGGUGUCCGACCCCCGACUGCGGGUACGCGCUCAAAGUGCCCAAUCCCGACUGCCGACCCGUCACCUGCAAGUGCGGUCACAAGUUCUGCUUCGCCUGCCGCGAGGCCUGGCACGACCCGGUCCGCUGCCACCUCAUCAAGCGCUGGCUCAAAAAGUGCGACGACGAUUCGGAGACGUUCAACUGGAUCUCCGCAAACACUAAGGAAUGUCCCAAGUGCAGUGUGACCAUCGAGAAGGACGGCGGCUGCAACCACAUGGUGUGCAAGAACCAGAGCUGCCGCGCCGACUUCUGCUGGGUCUGCCUCGGCUCCUGGGAGCCGCACGGAUCAUCAUGGUACAGCUGUAACCGAUACGACGAGGACGAGGCGCGGGCGGCGCGCGACGCCCAGGAGAAGUCGCGCGCCGUCCUUAAUCGGUACCUCUUCUACUGCAACCGCUACAUGAACCACAUGCAGUCGCUCAAGUUCGAGAACAAGCUGUACGCGUCCGUCAAGGAGAAGAUGGAGGAGAUGCAGCAGCACAACAUGAGCUGGAUCGAGGUCCAGUUCUUGAAGAAGGCGGUUGACAUCCUCUGCUCCUGUCGCGUCACACUCAUGUAUACAUACGUGUUUGCGUAUUACCUGCGCAAAAACAACCAGUCUGCCAUCUUCGAGGAGAACCAGAAGGACCUGGAGCGAUGCACCGAGGUGCUCUCAGAGUAUCUGGAGCGGGACAUCACUCAGGAGAACCUGGUCGACAUCAAACAGAAAGUCCAGGAUAAGUACAGGUACUGCGAGGGCCGGCGAAAGGCCCUCCUCGAGCACGUCCACGAGGGCUACGAGCGUGACUGGUGGGUCUAUAACGACUAGGUCGGCCGCGCCACGGACACUGCUGCCAGCGGACAGCUCCCGAACCUAUAGUCACACAGCUGACUGACCGGUGGCGCCGCGCAGAGCGCGCUAUCGUCGAGCACAGGGUGUGCCCAGCGCCAGAGCGACUAGUCGGAACGUGGUCUGGACGGGGGCGGGAGGAGCGGGGGGGGGGGCGACCCGCCGACAGACACCAGAAGGUGGUAGCGCUUUCAGUGGACAGGGCAGGGGAGGUGCGGCGGUGACCCGCGGCAGCUGGAACCCGGGUCGAACGGCGCCGAGUAGAGGCGACCGCCGGCCGCCGGAGAGUUUUAUGUGGGACGGUCCCCGUACCGGGGGCGCUGGGAGGGGUGGGGUCAGCCGCUGCCACACGGGUUCGGGCGGGCUCCGAGGGGCGCGGGGCCGGCCGGCCUCGUCCGCCGUGCACUGAGUGAUACCGCGGGACGGUCGGCCCCGCCGCGCCGCGCCACGCCCUGUAUUAUGUCCAGCCGGGACGCCGCCGGCCGAGCGGACGCGUUGUGAGCGCGCGCGCUCGCGCGAGUCUUAUUAUAUAGCCCAUGAUUAUUAGCGUGACCGCGAUGUGGCCGUGAUUGGAUGCAUUUUACUGGUGAGUCGAGUCCGUACCGUACGCUUUCUGCGCCGCUGUGUAGUUGUUUGAGCAAUACACCCGUGCAGAUCUGAA
Messenger RNA from Amphibalanus amphitrite, 2519 nucleotides. RefSeq names its product E3 ubiquitin-protein ligase ariadne-1-like. The record is from RefSeq and is a predicted model, not a curated record. The transcript has 11 exons. The coding region runs from base 287 to 1837 and encodes 516 amino acids. Gene Ontology annotation, biological process: protein polyubiquitination; ubiquitin-dependent protein catabolic process; positive regulation of proteasomal ubiquitin-dependent protein catabolic process. Gene Ontology annotation, molecular function: ubiquitin conjugating enzyme binding; ubiquitin protein ligase activity; zinc ion binding. Gene Ontology annotation, cellular component: cytoplasm; ubiquitin ligase complex; nucleus. Lineage: Eukaryota; Metazoa; Arthropoda; Thecostraca; Balanomorpha; Balanidae.